Schistosoma haematobium is the source of this 959-nucleotide messenger RNA. RefSeq lists its product as uncharacterized. The transcript has 5 exons. Lineage: Eukaryota; Metazoa; Platyhelminthes; Trematoda; Strigeidida; Schistosomatidae. The record is from RefSeq and is a predicted model, not a curated record. Bases 100 to 447 code for a protein of 115 amino acids.
UACAAAUAAAGCUUAUAUAACCAUAUUGUAUUUACUCAACUGAAUUACAUUGAACAGCGAACUACGUGUGUGUGGUUCUAUUAGUACAUAACCGAAAUAAUGGGAGAAGAAGCUGUCACCAAACAACCUAUGUCAAGUCAAAUUGAGGAGACCAGAGAAUGGGAGUCAGGCCUAUUUCAGUGUACAAAUGACCUUACUAGUUGUUUCUUGUCACUGUUUUGUCCAUGUCCAUAUUUAUGCUAUUUAUAUUCAUAUGCCAAUGAACCGUGUUGGUUGCCUUGUAUUGGCGCUGGAACUGGUCCACUUAGAAUGCGACAACGUUUUAGGCAUAAAAUUAAAGGUUCAAUAACUAAUGACUUUUUAUUAUCAUGCAUAUGUACACAAUGUGUUAUGUGUCAAUUAAAAAGAGAUAUGGAUUAUGUCGUUAAAAAUGAUGGAGAUAUUUAAUAAUUUCUAUAUAAAAUUCAAUAUGAUCAAAUCAAGAACUAAAUUAUUUGUGUGAUAAUCCAUUAAAAUCUUAUAUAAUAAGAGUUACAUAUGUGUUAACAAUGUUCAAUUUUCUCAUUUCAUUUUAAAUAAAGUAAUAUAGUAAAAAAAAAUUUAAUUCAAUAAUUAUGAUUGAUUGGUAUUGGUUAUUGAUUAUUAUCUUUGGAGUAAUUGAUUUACGAAUAAAAUCAUUGGAUUAUGUUGAUACUUUUUUCUGGUUGUACUUCAUUUUUGUUUAUUGGCUUAUUUACAACUAUGCACUUCUCUCCCUCUAAAUGCAAGUUGUUGCUUCAGGACUGGUCUGCGUCAUCACCUGAACUAAGGAUAGGUAGUGAAGUAGUCGAACGCGUUGACAACUUCACUUAUCUUGGAAGUCUGAUCAGCCCUAAUGGUUUGGUGUCUGACGAAAUCUCACCACGGAUUCGAAAAGCUCGUCUGGCUUUUGCAAAUUUACGGCACUUAUAGCGAAGGCG